ACAGCGGCUUCUUUUCGUUAUGCUGUCACUUUGCCCACAGCGUAGAGUUGCCCCAGCAUCUCCUCAUAGGGAGUAGCCGUAUGUGGAGGAAAAUGCAUUGAAAAUAUGUCUUUUAGAUUUUUCCGUGCGUGUUUCCAAUUGCAAUGAAGGAAGGGAAUUGCGACAGGGCGGAUUUUUCUCGUGUGCCGCACCGGAAUACGGGCCUUUAUUUUCAGAGAUAUGCGGAGUCUUUUUCGCUCUAGGUGUUAACGCAGAAAAAUACAAGAUGAAGAAGCAAUUCAAUCGAAUGCGACAGCUUGCCAACCAGACGGUAGGCAGGGCGGAAAAAACAGAAGUUCUCAGUGAUGACCUUUUGCAGGUGGAGAAGCGCUUGGACCUGGUGAAGCAGGUGUCCCACAGCACCCACAAGAAGCUGAACGCCUGCCUGCAGGGCCAGCAGGGGGCCGAUGGGGAGAAGAAAUCGGUCAAGUCCCCCGCGAAAAAGCUUCCCCUGACCACCCUGGCCCAGUGUAUGGUGGAGGGGGCCGCAGUUUUAGGGGACGACUCACUGCUGGGCAAGAUGCUAAAGCUGUGCGGGGACACGGAGGAGCAGCUGGCCCAGGAGCUCAUCCUGUUUGAGCUGGAGAUCGAGAGAGAUGUGGUGGAGCCUCUUUACGUGCUGGCCGAGGUUGAAAUUCCGAACAUUCAGAAACAGAGGAAGCACUUAGCCAAGCUGGUGCUGGACAUGGACUCUGCUCGGACGCGGUGGCAGCAGUCCUCCAAGUCGUCCAGCCACCCCAGCAACCUGCAGCCAGGCGGGGCCAAGUCUGACUCCCUCCGAGAGGAGAUGGAGGAGACGGCCAAUCGCAUGGAGAUCUGUAGGGAUCAGCUAUCAGCAGACAUGUACAGUUUUGUGGCCAAAGAGAUAGACUAUGCAAACUACUUUCAGACGCUCAUCGAGGUUCAGGCAGAAUACCACCGGAAGUCCUUGGAGAUCCUACAGAGUGUGCUGCCCCAGAUCAAAGCCCAACAGGAGGCGUGGAUAGAGAAGCCGUCCUAUGGGAAGCCACUGGAGGAGCACCUGACCCUGAGUGGCCGAGAGAUCGCCUUCCCCAUCGAGGCCUGCGUCACCAUGCUGCUGGAGUGUGGCAUGCAGGAGGAGGGCUUGUUCCGGGUGGCGCCCUCGGCAUCCAAGCUGAAGAAGCUAAAGGCAUCGCUGGACUGCGGAGUGGUGGACGUUCCGGAGUAUUCAGCUGACCCCCACGCCAUAGCAGGGGCCCUGAAAUCAUACCUCCGUGAACUCCCUGAACCUCUGAUGACCUCUGAACUCUACGAGGAUUGGAUCCAGGCCUCAAACAUUCAGGAUAUGGACAAAAGACUGCAAGCCCUGCUGUCGGCCUGCGAGAAACUCCCCACAGACAAUUUGAACAACUUCAGAUACUUAAUUAAAUUUCUAGCAAAACUCACUGACUACCAGGACGACAACAAAAUGACCCCGGGGAACAUUGCAAUAGUGCUUGGACCCAAUCUGCUAUGGACUACCUCUGAAGGGAACAUGACGGAGAUGAUGACCACGGUGUCCUUGCAGAUCGUAAGCAUCAUUGAGCCCAUCAUCCAGCAUGCCGACUGGUUCUUCCCUGGAGACAUUGAGUUCAAUCUGACGGGCAGCUACGGGAGCCCCAUCCACACCAACCACAACUCCAACUACAGCUCCAUGCCCUCGCCGGACAUGGACCAGUCCGAGCGCAAGCAGCAGCACGACCAGGGCCGCCGUCCGCUCAGCGUGGCCACGGACAACAUGAUGCUGGAGUUCUACAAGAAAGAUGGCAUUAGGAAAAUUCAAAGCAUGGGGGUGAGGGUAAUGGACACAUCCUGGGUGAGGACCAAGGGUUCGUCCACGCUGGCGCGCAAGGCCUCGUCCACCCCGCCGUCCAUGCACGUGCCCGGUGACGGCCUCAUCCCCGAGCAGCCCGGCGAGCUGGCCUCUUCGCCCUCGCCAACUCCCCCGCCCGGCGACCGGGGCAGCUGUGACGACGUGUCGCCCAAUCGGCCGGACUCCUCUCACGCCUACCCGCCCCCUGGGGAGGAGCGGCCGCCCCCCCCUUACCCCUCCGCCGCCUCCUCCACCUCCUCCGCACACCACUUCUACCCCAAGCCCCCGCCCUGCCCUCGGCCCGUGGCCCCCGGGCCCGAGUCGCAGCCCCCCAGCUCGCCCCCGCCGCCCGCUCGCUGGUCCGGCUUCAACAUCGCCGCGCUGCCGCACCACCUCCCGCACCCCCAGCCGCACCCCCAGCCGCACCCCCUGUUGCACCCUCAGCCUCAGUCUCUGCCCCCGCAGUCCUCCUCCUCCUCCUCUUCCUCCUCCUCGCUCGACAUCAACUCCAACCCCAAGCCCAGCUGCUUGCACUUCCCCAAGCACGGCCCCCCAGCCGCCCCUGCCGACGCGUAUUCGCAUGCCCCCCCUUCUGUCGACGCAAACGCCUCGCCCCUCUACGUGAAAACGCCCCUCGUACUGGCCCGCAACGACGCGUCCCUCGGGAACCCCCCUAGCCUCCCUGCGUCCUCGGUGCCCCCUCCGCCCUGGGCCGCCUGUCCCUGUGUCCGAGAGAGAGGACCCCCCAGGCUGACUAGUACUUUAAAGAGUAAGGAGCUCUCCCCUGUGAUUGGACACAAGGCCAUCCAGGUGCCAGUCCCCACAGUGCCCCCUCCUGGUGGCCAGCAGAGCUGCAGCCAGUCACCGCACUCGGCAGAGCACAGCCCGCACACGCUGCGCAAAGCCUCUAAGAAGCUGGCCCCCGUCCCGCCCAAGGUGCCAUACGGCCAGUCGGGCUGUGGCAGCAGCGGCAUGUCCGACCAGUCCACGGGCCAGCCGUCGCCGGUCAGCUUGUCGCCCACGCCCCCGAGCACGCCGUCGCCGUACGGCCUGGUGUGCCCGCCCGGCCAGAUGACCGCCUCGUCGCCCGGCUCGGCACCCUCUCACACGCUCUCCUCGCCGCCAUCGCUCACCGGCACGCUCACCAAGUCCCGGCCCACGCCCAAGCCCCGCCAGAGGCCCAGCCUGCCGCCGCCGCAGCCCCCCACCGUCCCCGGACAGACCCCCGCCGCCACCGCCACCGCCGCUGGACCAGAGCCUCCUGGACGGCAUGUCCUCCGGGGAAAGCAUGUCCACAGCUGUGUGAGGCCAGGGCCUGAGUGUGAUGCUAAGUGUGAGGGGGACGUUUGGGAUUUCUUCAGUUUGGAAAGACCCUCCAUCAAUGUCAAUCUGGACAGCAUCCUGGAUGAGUUCAGGGUAUCGCCCUGCCGGAGCUCUCUUAUGAUGCCUGACUCCCCAGACGGAGACGCCACCUCUGAGGAGGAGGGACAGAGCACCACUCUAUGACCCCACAACAGAACCACACACCCCAGACCAACAGAAGGCGCUGUCUUCUUUCUACAUCUAUCUCUCUCUCUGUUUUAAUCUCUCUUUCUGAAUCACUCUUUCUCUCUUUCUCUCUCAGUCAAUUUCAGUUUUUCUCUGGGUAUUUCUUUCUCUCUUUCUCUCUAUCUCUCUCUGUUCCUUCCUUUUUCUCUCUCCUUCUCCUCGCUUUCCCUGCCUUUCACUACUGAUGAAGCCCAAUGCACAACUGUCUCAACCAGCCAUCAUCCACUUCUAGAGCUACAGACUUGGAUUUGCCACAAUCACUCUUCCGCUCUUCACAACGCCACAGAAAAAAAGGACCUUUAAUCUCCACAGACGACUUACCUGCUACAGCGCUAUUUGUGACUUCAUCCGCACAUGUGGUGCCAUUGAGAAAAAAAAUGAUACUAUCAUAUGGAAUCUUACCAGAAGGGACAUCUAUAUGGAGAAGUUGCCAAGGACGAAGGGGAAAACAUGCCACGUCAAUUGUAUUCAUUUUCUCCUUGUCUUUUUUUAUUUGUGAUGUGUACCAUAUUUUUACUUUUGUAAUUUUUUAUUUGUAUCGGUUCAGGGUUUUUUUUUUUGUUGGCCUUAGUAAAGUUGGGGAUCAGUUUGCACAGCAAAACUGAUUGGACACUAGUGGAGACUGUCUCAGGACUGAGAGAGAAGUUAUUAUAGUGUGUGUGUACUUACAGGGUAUGAAAGGUUGGCCUCAUGCAAUAUUCAUGUUGCCCAUUGUCAGUAUCAGGAGGAGGUCUGAACUUCAAUAUCUCACUAAAGCCCAUAUGUUCUCUGUUUUCUCUUUCUCUCUGUAAUGCUCUUGCUUGCUUGCUUUCUCUCUCUCUCUCAUUCUUUGUCAUUCUCUUAUUUACUCGCAUGAGUGCGCACACACACACACACAAACACACACUCAUGCACACACAUACACAAACGCAAAUGUGGAAGAUAGUCACACUCAGACAUUCAGCCAAAAGAUGCACUUGUUAAUCUUUGCAUUGCAGUAGAAAUUUACAAAUUGACUCAGAACCACUGGGCUCUCAUUUAUCUGUGCACAUCUCAACAUCAGUGCAGUACGAGAAUGUCUUUAUCGUUUUUGGACUUUUUGAAGUUUAAACUAUUGUUAUUGUCAUAACUGAACACAGCUCAGAAAUUCAUGAGGGAGACUGUGGAAGAAGUGUUUGAGACUAAAUUGGAAGCUCAUUCUUACGAAUACCAAUGAUACAGUGUCUAUUUUCCGAGAAGGGCUUUGACAACAAGAGAUUUUUACAUGAGAAAGAGUGGCCGUGUGUGUGUUUAUGAUCACUGGUGUGCCUCCACAACAGGCCUCACCAUUCAUACGUAUGGACAUUAACAGUAGUUUUAACUGUGACAGCACUGCCUGCAAGCCCUAUUGAUGCUCUCUGUGCACCUUGUCUCAAGUGCUUCAGACUUAAUGUACCGCCCUUCCCAGUGUAAAUACGAAGAGACGUGUGUAUAAAUAUGUAGAUAAUUCCACGUGGUCAGGUUCAAAUGUAAAGACAAAUAUGAAAUAUACAUAUAUUCAUAAAUGUGGUCAUAUUUAUCUUGUUCUAGAAAAAUGAUAUAAUAUGAUGUUGGUGGUGUUAUUUUUUAUUCCCCUGCACACACUAUUGCCAGAUUCGCGUUAGUGAAAUCAAGCACUGACUGCUGCAACAGAAAGCCAUGGAAACUGCUAUUGGUACACGUAAAGACUUGACAGAGCAGAUUUUGUGUGUUUGUUUGAAAGUGUUUGAACGCAUUGCGUUUGUGCUUAAAUAUCAGUGCCCUGAGGAAUAACUCUACCCUGAACAUGUCCGUGAUGAUAAAUAUUGCACACUCACUCACAUAACACCACUGCAUGCUGGAGGAACAGUAUUAUUUUGUUACAGGUUACUGCAUAGUGCUCUAGAGUCUAGACCAUGUGAUUCUAGAUCAUGCUGAUAAUUGUUCACCAUUUUUGAAUGCAAUAAUUGGGAUUUGUUGCUUUUACAUGCAGUAUUUUCUUAUGUAUCUAAUCAAAAAGAUGCUGUGGAUAUUUGGCUAUUCUGAUCAACAUGGGGUGGCCGGGGAUUUUACCAUGGCAUCUGGCAACCCUCUCAGUGUGCACCUGUUAGGGUGCUGUUUCCAAGCUGUCUGCGUAGGGUGGUCUGAGGAGUGUGGAUCAUAUGACCACUCCAUUCAUUUUCACAAAAGAAUGGAAAGAUGCUGCAAGGAAGAUCUCUCAUAUCUGAAGGCCCAAAAUGGACAAGACAUUUUCAUUUUGUCAAUCAAAGUGCAAUUAUUUUUUUUUCUUCUGAAUCUCAGAGAUGUGAAGAGGCCAUACCCAACCCCCCCAAUCUCUGCCCAACACCUGAUCAGAAAAAAAGUGUCAAUUCCUUUCACAGAUGAUUUGUUUUUCUUCUUUAUUUUAUUGUUUGUCUACUUCAGGGACUCAGAUUCGAGAAGAUAAAGUCUCUGUAAUGUAUGAUAUGCCUCAGUGUGUGUGUGUGUGUGUGUGUGUGUGUGUGUGUGUUCUCUCAAUGAAUUAUAUUCUUGAAGACUAUGGUGGCUGAGUAAUAUUAAUAGUUGUAGUGGUUGUUAAAUGAAAAUUUCAAGUGCCCUCACAUUAGAUAUUAAUGUCCUAAAGCUAAUGACAAGUUUUCUUGUGUACUUGAGGUUCUGUCUGUGAUGGUUUCAUUAGUGUUUUUUUUAUGGAGGCAGGGGUGUCAUAUGAGAGCAUUGACUGAAUGUGUCUAUCUUGACUUUGAUGCUGAUCAAGGUCAGGUCUUGUCAAUAACUGAACUGAAGCUGCAAUAGAAGCAUGACCUUUUUUUUAAAUAGCUGUCCAUUCCCCAUUGCUGCGGUGGCAUUUUGUGCACCACUGCAUUCCACUGUUUUAGUCAAAUGCUUGUGUGAACGUUACUGAGUAAGUUGGGGAGGGGUUGUUGAGGCUUUCAUUGUGUAAAUGCAAUAGACUUUGUCAGGGGGCUUGGAUUGUUUUCAGAUAAGCGUUAGCAUGCCCGCUCAAGCUGUGCUGUAGUCUGGUAAUGAUGAUAUUCAUAUUUCAUUCUUUCAAAUAUAUUCCACACAGAAGGUAUUAGGUAAGCGAAGCUGUCUGUAAUGAUAUCAGGGUUGAAAGGUCAGCAGGUGAUUAAUAGCAUGCCAUCUUCUUGAGGAUGCAAAGCAUCAAUGACUCUUGGCCUUUGUUGCACUUCCAAGCUUAUUGUGCGUGCUUUUGUUUUGAACCUGUUUCAAGGUAUGACUGCAACAUGGGUUUCUUCUUUUUUUAGUCAUUUGUAGUUCUCACACAUCACUUUCUUUUAAGACAUAGUUGAGGACAAGAAAUCAUGGGUGAAAAGGGGCAAAACUGAACAACUGAACAUACAUGGCUGAGGGUUUAUGAUCAAUACAUUUGAAACUGGACAGUACUCAUGGACAUCCAGCCUCUCCCAUGCUUCCACUACAACUACUGUUGAACUGUAGGACACACCCACCCUUCUUUCCUCUGCUUAGCAUAUCAAGUGGAAAAACACAGUCUGUACUGUGAAGCCGACUGCAAUCCUUCAGAAUGUCAGAAAUAUAUAUAUAAAUAUAUAUUAAAGUCUACAUUUUUAAUAA
Alosa sapidissima (American shad) is the source of this 6970-nucleotide messenger RNA. RefSeq names its product Rho GTPase activating protein 44a (gene arhgap44a). Gene Ontology annotation, cellular component: postsynaptic density; intracellular anatomical structure; presynaptic active zone. Gene Ontology annotation, biological process: signal transduction; modification of dendritic spine; regulation of dendritic spine morphogenesis. NCBI's taxonomy places the organism in Eukaryota, Metazoa, Chordata, Actinopteri, Clupeiformes, Clupeidae. Gene Ontology annotation, molecular function: GTPase activator activity; protein binding. The record is from RefSeq and is a predicted model, not a curated record.